CCGACGCGCCGCCUUUCCAGCACGAGCCUCUGAGCAGUUCUAGACCAGCCAUAUCGAUCAAAGUUUGCCCACUGCUCGUGGAUAUGCACCCUUGCCCUGAGCUACUAGCAGUCGAUUCAUGCCCGUCAACCUGACGCAUGGGCCAAUGGCGUUGGGCCAUCAGUUCCAAAAACGGGAGGCUUACUUUGGCGGCCUCAAGUGCAUAGCCUAACGGCUGACUAGUACCUCGUAUGAAUGGAUAAUCCAAGGCGCUGGGCUGGCGGCCUAUCGCGCAGGAGAAAGGCAAGGCGCUAUUAUCCUUUGCCUUGUCCUCGCGCUACCUCGCAGGAUUUUCGCGCCUGCCUACGUCAUCAGAAGCAUUGUGCGACUCCAGCGUCAGCUUCUCGGUAUCAAUCGUUUCUUCGUUUCUGUGCUCAAUUGGCUUCGGAGACCUCAUGGUAGCGCUGGUCUUCGCACAAGGCCCAGAAAAUGAGCUCACCAAACCGGCAUUGGCUUAGCCACGAGGAUGGUUUCCACUCUUCUCCUCUGCAUACCCGGACAAGCACCCUGACAACAUUGAUCCGGACCCGUUCUCAGCAGAGCCUAUCGAGCCCACGGCAGUCACCUCCGGUGCCGCGCCAUCUCGUGGAAGAUGAAGAGACGGGACCUAUACGAAACUCGAGGUUGUGCAACGAAGAUGAAGCUACCAUUGAGAGACUCUUGCGGGACGAGCGACGGCUGUCGCAGAUCCUGCACGGUCCGCAGGCGCGAAGCUUGAGGCUCAUCGGGAGGAGUAACCCGCGGUAUCGCUGGGAACGGUACUGGAAGACGCAAGAACAACUCAAUGCGAUGAAGAAACCAAUACGCGAGUUCUACCAGAGAACAAACUCGCUUAUUCAACAGUACAUGUAUAUCGACUGUCUUCUUGAUUCUUCCAUCCCCCAUGAGCUCUUGAACGAAUAUGCAGAUGAGCUCGAGGCUUCGGCCUUUAGAUCCGUUGAUGUCCCGGAUACUAUUGCUGAAGAAACUCCCCAAGCCUCAUACAAGACCCAGUCACAUCUAGAUCAGGCUGAUGGAACAUAUGGCUCCAUCAAUAACACUUCCAGUAUGAACAAUAGCAGCUCAUUAUCAACUCUCAAGGGGUCACUUCCCCAGAGGCGAACUCCGAAAGACAUUUUCCGCUCUUCUGAGAACUUGCCUCUGUUACAGCACCAGGAUGACGAGGGCGUCGAUAGCGAGCCGCCCUCACGACCGCACUCCCCUCAGCCAGCUACACCCAAAGAAGCUGGCCCUCGGCCAAAUCUUCCGUGGUUGGAGGAUGCUGACUUGGAUCACGACGACCCCAUUGUGACUUUGGCUAUUUGGAUCAACCUCAUUGCAAAUAUCAUUCUUCUGGCAGGUAAAAUUGCCGUCAUCAUUUCUGUUCCUUCCAUGUCUGUCCUCGCAGCUUUGGUCGACGCUGUCCUUGAUUUGCUGAGUACCGCUAUCGUCUGGACGACAACACGGCUGAUCUCGGGAAGCCAGCGGGACCAGCACAAUUACCCCGUUGGACGCUCACGAUUGGAACCUCUUGGCGUACUAGUUUUCUCGGUCAUUAUGGUGACCUCCUUCUUCCAAGUCAGCCUUGAAUGUGUUCAGCGACUUGCUGGCCCAAAUCAUGACGUCCUCCAACUGGGAAUGCCAGCCAUCAUCAUCAUGAUAACAACCAUUGUAAUCAAAGGUGGCUGCUGGCUAUGGUGCCGGCUUGUUAAAAAUUCAAGUGUCCGGGCCUUAGCUGACGAUGCAAUAACUGAUGUCGUAUUUAAUAUCGGCUCCAUUCUGUUUCCAUUGGUUGGCUUCUAUGGCCGAAUCUGGUGGCUCGACGCUUCCGGCGGCCUCCUCCUCUCCCUCGUUGUGAUUCUUAUCUGGAGUCGCACCUCCGCCCAGCAUAUCCGCAAUCUGACUGGGUUCUCGGCCCAGCCUGAUGAACGAAACUUGCUGCUAUAUCUCACUAUGCGCUUUGCCACCGCCAUCCGCCAGAUUCAGAACCUGCGUGCUUAUCACGCGGGCGACAAACUUUUUGUGGAGGUGGACAUCGUGCUCUCGGCUAUUACGCCACUUAAAGACAGCCAUGACCUGAGUGAGGUACUGACUUAUUUCCUCGAGUCCGUUCCCAUUGUGGAUAGGGCGUUUGUCCAUGUAGAUUACUUGAGUUACAAUGCGCCUACACACAUGCUCAAGCAACCUGCUACAUGAUAGGGCCAAGUUGAUGAACUUUAUUUAAGGAAAGGCGGUUUUGUACGAUAUUACUACUACCAACAUCUCAUGAUAGCUACGAGGUUUUUGUUUGGUAUUUUUUUUAUUAAAGGGUUUAUAGAUUUGCUCAAUUAGUUGCGCUGGUCGCUGUUUAGAUAUAGACGCUCGGUGUUCUAAGAUAAUAAGCGAUAGUUCAAGGCAAGCGA
This is a messenger RNA of Trichoderma asperellum CBS 433.97, 2420 nucleotides long. RefSeq lists its product as uncharacterized. The record is from RefSeq and is a predicted model, not a curated record. Gene Ontology annotation, biological process: transmembrane transport; monoatomic cation transport. Gene Ontology annotation, molecular function: monoatomic cation transmembrane transporter activity. Gene Ontology annotation, cellular component: membrane. Lineage: Eukaryota; Fungi; Ascomycota; Sordariomycetes; Hypocreales; Hypocreaceae.